This is a messenger RNA of Dentiscutata heterogama, 1200 nucleotides long. NCBI's taxonomy places the organism in Eukaryota, Fungi, Glomeromycota, Glomeromycetes, Diversisporales, Gigasporaceae. The record is from the annotation of a GenBank genome assembly.
AUGAAAAGAUUUUUUUCUGUUGAAACAAAUUCUAAAAAAAAUACAUCUGAAAAAGAUGAACAAAACCAAGUUGAACCUUCUACUGAAAUUUUGUUAAAUGAAAAUCCAAAGCGUAACAAAGUUAGAUCUAGUCCUGAUCCGAAGUGGAUGGGAAAUGGUAAUAAUGCUUGGUUGGAGUACAGAGAUGUGAAUGGAAUAAUAUUUAUGUUUUGCAAAUGGUGUAAAUCGAAGAAUUAUGCUAAUGAACUUGCAAAAGGAACAAGAAAUUAUCGAAAACAAAGUAUUGAUCGACACCUUAAUCAUCAUGAACACAAAGCUGAAGCUGAAGCCAAAAAAAAUCAAAAUAUUAUGGCGAUUAAAUUUUCACUUCAAUUAGCUACCGAUGCUUGUAAAAUCAAAACAAUAUCACAAAUGCAAUGCAUAUAUUUUGCAGCAAAGAAAUAUUUAGCACUUUCUGUCUAUCCUGAUUUAUAUCAAUUUAUAGACUUUCAUCAAAAAAAUUCUGAAGUCAUGAAACUUUGUGAUAUGCCCGAAGUAUUACAAUUACCAUCACAUUUAUCAAAAAAUUUGCCAUUAGAAUCGAAUGAAUAUGGAUCUCAUUUAUCAGAUACAUCUGCUAAAGAUAUUGAAGAAGCGAUUGUGUAUGUAAUUGAAAAAGCAUUAUAUGAAGAAAUUAGAAGUUCAGUUAACUGGAGUGUUAUGAUUGAUGAAACUAAUUCUAUUACUGAUGAAAAGCAUUUAGCUAUUGUAUCUCGGCAUAUGGUUUAUAAUGUACCAGUUACACAAUAUUUGGGAAUUAUUAAUUUAGAUGAACUUAAUGCAGAAGCAAUUACAUUAGAUUUAAAAAAUUUUUUUAUUGCUAAAGGAUUAGAAAUAAAAAAUUUAUUGCAUUUUUGUAGUGAUGGAGCUGCUACAUUAAUUGGCAAAAAAACAGGUGUUGUUAAACGAUUUCAGGAAAUUAAUCCAUUUAUUACAUCUGUUCAUUGCAUUGCACAUAGACUACAUUUAGCUGGAAAAGAUGCAGCAAAACAUGUUCCAUAUUUUAAUCACUAUGAAACUUGUAUUAAAAGAUUAUAUACUUAUUUUUCAAGUUCUUAUCAACGUAUGCAAAAUUUAAGAAUGGUACAAGAUAUAUUAGAAGAUCCUCAAUUAACUAUUCUUAAUAUAGUUAAUACAAGAUGGUUAUCAAUGUCAAAUAGU